UUUAGCCGUUAGCUUCACUUGCAGCUACCCUCUUCCGUGACACCUCUGUUUCUUCAAAUACCUCCAGUGUCUGCAGGAAAAGAGGGAUGCCGAGGCUCGUUUUGUGUAAAUUAACGCGUUAAAUCAAGUAUGGAGAGUUGAAUUCCGGCCUGUUUAAGUAAAGAAGUGGCAGGAUGAUGUUUGCUGUUGACUGAAGUCCAAACCAAGAACCAAAAUGAAGAGGAGGCUGCUGCAAGGUUUCCUGUCGGAAAUCUCCAUCCGGUUUGCUCUUCUGUUUGUGUUCCUUGUGACGGAGCAGCUCCCUCCUUUCUACCGAGAGAUCCAGGCCGAGGAGAUGUGGCUGUACAAGUUCCAUCGUGUGGAGUCGGACCACGUACCAACCCCUCUCAUGUUUAGUGUGGCUGUUUUAACCCCCCUGAUUAUAAUCGUGGUUUUUAAUCUGUUGAGAAAGUCUGAGCAUGGCGAUCUGAGAGAAGCCUCUCUGGCUGUGACUCUGACUCUGGUGCUCAAUGGAGUUUUUACCAAUGUCAUCAAACUUGUUGUUGGCAGGCCGAGGCCAGAUUUCUUCUAUCGCUGUUUCCCAGACGGUCAGAUGAACUUGGAGCUGCGCUGCAGCGGUGACCCAGAUGUUGUCAUAGAGGGACGAAAAAGCUUUCCCAGCGGACAUUCCUCUUUUGCUUUUGCAGGUUUGGGUUUCACAGCGCUGUACAUCGCAGGAAAGCUGCGCUGCUUCAGUCCGGCUGGCCAAGGCAGAGCAUGGCGGCUAUGUGCCUUCCUCACGCCUUUGCUCAUCGCAGCUGUAAUCGCUCUUUCCAGAACCUGCGACUACAAGCACCACUGGCAAGAUGUGUUAGUCGGGUCCAUGUUGGGUCUGGCCUUCGCCUGGCUCUGCUACAGGCAGCACUUUCCUCCGCUUCAGGACCCGGACUCCCACAGACCGAUCCGUCAGAGAGAGACUGUUCCCGUGGCGCAGGAGCGCAAGUUGGCCAACUCCACCUUCCUCUUGCCUCUGUAGAGCCGCUGCGACCUGAACGCUUUCCAUGGGAUUACAAGGAGAUCCGUGGAGUUACGGUUUUCAGAAUGACUGGGAUGGAAACUUUGUUAGUGUUUAUAUUUAUUGUUGGUUAUUACCGCUGCAGCUUUUGAAGUUUCUAUGAUUGUGAAUGAAUUGAUUACCAAAUCAUCAACAGUUCUAUUAGGCAAACUGAAAAGUGUCAUAACAUACCGGAUAUUUUAGUUUCAUGGUUCGACUUGAGUCUCCACCUGGCCCAGUUCUGUGCCUUCAGGUUACAACAACUGAGCCAAUUUAACUACACAACCACUGCAGUAGAAGCUUAACUGCAUUAGCCAUUAUUUGGUGACUUGAUUGUUUAUCUUGCAACUUUUUAAAUAAGCAGAUAAGCAGACACUAGAUCUAAUUUAUUUCCAUUAGUCUUUAUUCUUGACUGAGUAGAAGAUUUGUGGUUUUAAGGGUCUGUUCCAUAACAAUGCAGAUCUUUUGAAUCUACUUCAGUGGUCUUCUGGUAUUGAAGUGGUCGCAACACUGCAAAAACACAAAAACUUACCAAGUAUUUUUGAUCUAGUUUCCAAUCAAAUAUCUUAGUCCACUUGAAAUAAGACUAAACUAACUUACAAGUAACUUUUCAGCUACAUAUAGAAGCUUGUUUUCAAUAAAUAAUUGCUUACUAUUGAUGAACAAUUACUAGUUCUAUAACAUGGAAAAUUUUUCCAUGUUAUAAGUGAAAUAAUCGACCAGUGGAAUUAGCAUAUUUUGAUCAACAAUAAGGAAUUAUUGACUUAAAACAAGCUCCUAUAUCUUGCUGAAAAGUUACUUGUAAGAUAGUUUUAACUUAUUUCAAGUAUACUAAGAUAUCUAGACAAAGAAAAUUCUUAAGAUUUUGUGUUUUUGCAGUGAACAAUCAGGAUCAGAAACAUUAUGCUCAGAUUUUUCUCUGUUCAUCAUUUCUGACUCAAAGUAGCCAAAGCAAAACCCUGAAAAUUUGCAGGAUAUUGCCAACUUUUUGUGAAAGUAUUUUUUUUUUUUUUCCUUUAAGGACAGUGACAUGCUGUAAAUUGAUCUAAAAGCAACUGGGACCUUUUUAGCUAGCGUUUUCCACAUCUUCUCUUUAAGACACAUAUAUCAUCAUUUUCUGUUCAGGUUUGUUGCUUCAACACAAAGAUAAUGUUUGUAAAGCCUGUUUCUUGAAUUUCAGUAGGGUGGUGAUUUGCCCAGUGAGGAUUUCCAGGAGAAAUGCAGUGAAAUGUCUUCUCCUUCAUUUAACUCAGACACAGAGAAAGGAAGGAUUAUUGUUAAAGUAAAUCAUUUUCUUUCUUUAUUAGCUCAAAGCUCAACAAAAACAUCUCCAAUCACAUUAAUGGUCUGACUGUUUACUCCCUGUUUUGUAUUGAAUUAUUGAUUUUUGUAAUCCUCGAGUAAAACUGUUCUAACGAAAGAGAGGUUUUGUUGGGAGAGGAAAAAUCCAUCUUCUUUAUCAGUGUUUACUUCCCCAGUGCUCAUCCUGUUGACAUAUUCCCAUUGAAAAUGACCUCAAUCAGUCAUUAUUGUUUUUUUAUUGCUAUCAUCAGUCAUAGAUUAACAGGUUUUAUAGACAGGACUGUUAGAGAUAAGGACGUGACUGUGUAUCUGCUUAGAAAAGCAGUGAAAAGAAAAAUCAUGACUUAUGUUUCAUACUUUUUUAUGUUCAUUUGCUCUGUAAUGUGAUAUUGUUACGUGAGAAUCUAGUGUAAGCAGAGCUGAAUUAUAGGAAUCAUUUUAUGUGAAAAGGAAGGGAAAUGGGAGGAAAGUAAUUUUAGUAGUUUGUUUCCUUCAAAGGUAGAUUUGUGAUUUAGAUAAGUAGUGCAGCGCUGGGACUGUUUUCAGCCACAGAUUGAUGCACAUUUCAUUCGUUAAGACUUAAGCCACAAAAGUAGUUGGUUUCUUGAAUAAUUGAUGACUCAAAAUUAGUCGCACUCUUUUAUUAUCCAUCCGUUUUGUUUCGUCAGCAGGUCUCGUUUAUUGCUGCCUUUGUUUGUGUUGCUUUGAAUCUUUCUGUUUUGCUUUAGUAUUUCUUGAAUGUUCAUCAUUCACUGUUGCUUUGUUUGUGUUUAAUCUCUGGCUUCGUGUGCCAAACUCUUAGUACAACAAGCAAAUGUAGCAGCACCACGCUGUGCUUCAGAGUUACUAUAGUGCCUGCUGUAGUUUAACUUUAGUCUCUGCUUUAGCUGAACAGCCCAAUGGAUCAUAUUGUUACAGGGUUUUAUGACUGUAAAGGGACUGUGAGGGAAACCUUUCCUUGUUUCAGUGAAUCCAACACUUACUAUAACUCUGGUUUUUGUUGACAGCUGGCUUUAUGAAUGAAUUGUGGGGGGGUUUCUUGAAGCUGAAGAGAAAUGCUCCUUGAGUUAGUUUUUGGUAGUAGGCAUGGGUCGGUAAAUUUGCAUAAUGUGACAACUUUAUGCAAAAACACUACAAUUUCAAUGUAAUAAACGAGAAUCUAACACAAAAAAAUUUAAUUAUGAUCCGUUUUCUUCAUAUU
Molecule: messenger RNA, 3536 nt
Organism: Poecilia latipinna (sailfin molly)
Lineage: Eukaryota; Metazoa; Chordata; Actinopteri; Cyprinodontiformes; Poeciliidae
Gene: plpp5
Product: phospholipid phosphatase 5
Exons: 8
Coding region: 215-1015 (266 amino acids)
Biological process (GO): phospholipid dephosphorylation; phospholipid metabolic process
Cellular component (GO): membrane
Molecular function (GO): phosphatidate phosphatase activity
Source: RefSeq, a predicted model, not a curated record